UCAACAAUACCUCAUUUUUUGAGCAUUUAGUCGAAUGAAUGCUGUAGCCAGUUUAGCGUUUUGAAGUUAAAUCUUUGUGCCUUUUGACUUUUCGUUGACGUUACGUUCAUUUUUAUAUUGCUGUUUUAGCAGAUGACUGCUCGUUGAUAAUUUUAUAACGGUGAAAACAAAUACUAUACCUAACUUAAAAAAUGGCAGCUAGACGGACAGGACAACUGACCGAAGAUUUAUCGCACGUCGAGUUCGAGACUAGUGAAGAUGUCGAAGUACUUACGACAUUCGAUAAUAUGAAGCUUCGGGAAGACUUGGUUCGUGGAAUAUACUCAUACGGUUUUGAACGUCCAUCAGCGAUCCAACAAAGAGCCAUUAAGCCUAUGAUCAAAGGGCGCGAUGUCAUUGCUCAGGCUCAAUCAGGAACGGGUAAAACAGCCACAUUUUCUAUUGCGAUGUUACAAUCUAUAGACAGCCAGUUAAGAGAUACACAAGUGUUAUGUUUAUCGCCAACUCGAGAGCUCGCUGUACAAAUCCAAAAGGUAGUUUUGGCGUUGGGCGAUUAUCUUAAUGUUCAGUGCCAUGCGUGCAUUGGUGGUACUAAUCUCGGAGAAGACUUAAGAAAAUUGGAUUUUGGGCAACAUAUUGUUUCUGGUACUCCUGGACGUGUGUUUGAUAUGAUUAGACGUAAAGCAUUGCGUACUCGUAAUAUUAAGACGUUGGUGUUGGAUGAAGCUGAUGAAAUGUUAAACAAAGGAUUUAAAGAACAAAUAUAUGAUGUUUAUCGUUUCUUGCCACCUGCUACUCAAGUUAUUCUAAUAUCAGCCACUUUACCACACGAAAUAUUAGAAAUGACAAACAAAUUUAUGACUGAUCCAAUCAGAAUCUUAGUGAAACGUGAUGAAUUGACACUUGAAGGAAUUAAACAGUUCUUUGUAGCAGUUGAACGUGAAGAAUGGAAAUUUGAUACCUUAUGUGACUUGUAUGAUACACUAACUAUAACUCAAGCAGUUAUUUUUUGCAGUACUAAGAGGAAGGUUGAUUGGUUGACAGAAAAAAUGAGGGAGUCAAAUUUUACUGUAAGUUCAAUGCAUGGAGACAUGCCUCAAAAAGAAAGGGAUGCUAUUAUGAAAGAAUUUCGUGCUGGACAAACGCGAGUUUUGAUUACAACAGAUAUUUGGGCUCGUGGAAUAGAUGUACAACAAGUUUCUUUGGUUAUAAAUUAUGAUUUACCAAACAACCGUGAAUUGUAUAUACACAGAAUUGGCCGUUCUGGAAGAUUUGGUCGCAAAGGUGUGGCAAUAAAUUUUGUUAAAAGUGAUGACAUAAGGAUUUUACGUGAUAUUGAACAAUAUUACUCCACACAAAUUGAUGAAAUGCCGAUGAAUGUUGCUGAUUUGAUAUGAAGACAUG
Messenger RNA from Melanaphis sacchari, 1404 nucleotides. RefSeq names its product eukaryotic initiation factor 4A-III. Gene Ontology annotation, molecular function: mRNA binding; ATP binding; RNA helicase activity. The record is from RefSeq and is a predicted model, not a curated record. The transcript is spliced from 10 exons. Bases 192 to 1397 code for a protein of 401 amino acids. Lineage: Eukaryota; Metazoa; Arthropoda; Insecta; Hemiptera; Aphididae. Gene Ontology annotation, cellular component: catalytic step 2 spliceosome; nucleolus.